GUCAUGGGUCGGUGUACCGUUGCACUUUUCCAUAUUUGAAAUGUUACAUCUGGAGUGCGGGUGUCUUUUCUUAAUCUUUCACUCUUCAGGGCUGAGCUACGAGAUGAGUUCUGGAAACUCUUGAAACUGUUCAUUCACAUCUCAAGCCUCUUUCCAAUUCUUCUAUACAAAACUUCAAGUCUUGAUAUCCAUUACUUCCAAGAUGACGGACUACGAGGACUUUUCCCAGCAGAAACCAACACAUUACAAUGAUUGGCCAAACUCACAAGGAUUCGAUGUCACAUAUGAAGAGCGAGCUCCUGUCGAACUCAAAAUCGAAGGCACCAUACCUGAAUAUGCUGCUGGAACGCUUUUCAGGACCGGACUAGGAAUCCGAAACAUUGAAGCUGAGAAUGGGCGACUUUUUCGAGUCAACCAUUGGUUUGAUAACCUUGCUCAAGUGCAUCGGUUCCAGAUUCACCCUCCUGCCGCUCCUGGUGGAAGUAUGAGAGUCACCUACAAUUCACGAUCGACAUGCGAUGGUCUAAUUGCAAAUAUUCGAGCUACGGGACGCAGGGAAGGUGUCACUUUUGGGGCCAAGUAUGAUCCGUGUAUGUCCUUGUUCCAAAAGAUCUCUUCAGAGUUCACACCAUCUACACCUCCUCCGUCGCCGCCGAGCAAGACUCAACCUUCGGUAAACGUUCGACAGCGACCAAAGAAGGCAGAUGAGUUCAGUGUUGCCGUUACGAUCACUACCAAUCAUCCUGGGCUUACAAAGGCUGGAGAGAAGCUUGAAGGUGCUUUGGCAACUGAAGAAAUACAAUCCUUAUGCAACAGAACGGAUUCAGACUCCAUACAGCUUCUAGAUCCAGAGACCCUAGAGCCAAUUGGUGUUGCAUCACAAUCUACCUUGCAUCCCUCGUUGAAAGGUCCUUCUAGCGCAACACACUCACGUACCGAUCCCAAUGGCGAUGUAUUUAACUACAAUCUAGAAUUCGUCAAAGGCCAAGGGGUCUACCGAGUUUUCAAAGUGUCUGCUUCCUCUGGUGAUACUUCGGUUCUCGCUACUUUCCAAGAUGAUCCGGCAUACAUUCACUCGCUGUUUCUAACGAAACGAUUCGUUAUUUUGUGUGUAUGGAAUGCACUUUACGCCAAUGGCGGCGCAUCUAUUCUUUGGAGGAAGAAUAUUGUCGAUGCACUUGCCACGUACGAUCCAGAACGGCCCUGCAAAUGGUACGUGGUCGACCGGAACCCCGUGGAAGAAGGUGGCCGAGGUCUAAUCGCAACCUAUGAAUCUGACCCAUUUUUCUGCUUUCACACUAUCAAUGCCUACGAAGAAACCGACAAUGACGGCCAAGUGAACAUUAUCGCCGAUUUGGCCGCAUUUGAAGACUUGGACAUUCUGAAGCGGUUGUACAUCGACAACCUCCUUUCAGAUUCUCCAACGGCUGCCACAUUUUCGAAUAUGCGGAAUUGUCUGCCUCAAAUGCGGCGAUUUGUAUUGCCAGACAUUGAGGCACAUAUGCAAGACUUGUUCGAGCCCGUCAUUACAGACGAAGUGCAAAUGUUAGAGGCAACUUCCGAAUAUCUUGCGCCAAAAGAGCUCAGUCCUGAGCUUCCGACGAUCAAUCCUCGAAUGUCAAUGAAAAAACAUAGAUUUGUCUAUGGUGUCUUGCAUACCGGCAAAUCAACGUUCUUCGACAGUCUCAUCAAAUAUGAUGUUAGGGAUAAAACAGCUGUGACAUGGUCGAAACAUGGACACACACCUGGAGAACCUAUCUUUAUCGUAGAUCCGGAAAGCGCGGAGGAUGACGAAGAUGCUGGUGUUCUGGUAUCAGUUAUUCUAGAUGGCGUUUCCGGCAAGAGCUAUCUGCUGGUGCUUGAUGCGAAGACGUUGGAGGAGAUAGGUAAGGCGCAUGUGGAUGGGGUAAUUGGUUUCGGGUUUCAUGGGACGCACUUUCCACAGAGAAUUCAGAAAUUAUAAAAGAAUGGAGGAUACAGCUUGUUUGGAACAUGUUGUUCUGCGUUUUGACUGAGGUAUCUGCAAGAGAGAGACAAGCUUGAAGCUUCAAAGCUGUAUGAGUAGUUGACAUCGAGUACUCCAAAACAUACGACAAUGAGCUUCUUCUCAUCCCAAGUAAGCUAGGCUAAUUACACGUUCAAUACCAAGCGCAAUCUUU
This is a messenger RNA of Mollisia scopiformis, 2159 nucleotides long. Its product is annotated as carotenoid cleavage dioxygenase 1. The transcript has 3 exons. Gene Ontology annotation, biological process: carotene catabolic process. NCBI's taxonomy places the organism in Eukaryota, Fungi, Ascomycota, Leotiomycetes, Helotiales, Mollisiaceae. Gene Ontology annotation, molecular function: carotenoid dioxygenase activity. The record is from RefSeq and is a predicted model, not a curated record. Bases 203 to 1963 code for a protein of 586 amino acids.